AUGUCGCUCAAAGCUGCCGCUGAGGUUGAAGAGCUGAGGGAAAAAGUCAAUCAAUUGGAGGCUGCCCUCGCGAUCGCCCAGGCUCAGGUCUCCAACAAGCCUCAUCCUCUUCUCAUCGACAGGUAUUCGGCUGCACAGACCACAGCAGAUUCUCCAACCGGACCGGGGACGACCGCUGGUGACAGCAAUUCGUCAUCGUCACCCUCCGCAGCUCAGUCACAAGAUGAAGAGGACGUAAUCGACGCCUUCGGUACCCUCACCCUCGGAAAUCGUGGUGAGGCUCGGUUUUUCGGUCAGACUUCGCGCACGGAGGCUCCUGAAAGGCUGAAGCCGUUUGUGGACAUCAACAUCAAAUUGCCUCGAGUAACACGAAUCACCGUCGAAGAGGCUUGUAAAGAACUCGAUGUAUUCUGCACCAGUAUGACUGUGGGCGAGGAGGUGCUCUCAUGCAUUCCACCCAUGGAGGAGGCAUUGCGCCUCUGCGAGAUUUACUUUGAAUGUUCGAAAUUCCUGUGGUACCCUCUACCCAGGGAGUACGUGUACACGGAAAUCGUUUCUGCGAUUUAUCAACAACCUAAACCGGGAGACGACUACUGCCAUGUCUCACGCAAACACGCGAUGGCGCUCCUCUUUAUGAUCUUUGCGCUUGCCACGCUCUUUGACCUUAACAUGCCUCCUUACUGCAGCGAGGCUCACGAAUACCUCUUGUUCGCUCGCAUCUGCUUGCGAUGGGCGCCGCCGGCCUACGAUACGACGUUGCCCGCCAUUCAAACGCUGCUAUACAUGGCACAAUACCUUGAAAUGAGCGAUUGCGAGGCAGCGCAUACAGGCUCGCAUAAAGCUUGGAUGGAGAACCGUCGUGCGGUUUCGAUGGGUCUGAGUGUAGACGUGUCAAGUUGCAAGUGGCGCCUUGACGACAACGCAGCGGCACGCCGCGGCCGAGUGUUCUGGCAGAUGUUCGCGCUUGACUCAUGGCUGAGUUUCGGUUUCGGCCGGCCACCGAGCAUCUCGCUAACCUUCGUGGACUGCGAGAUCCCUCAGCCUGAAGAGGUGACCGCCGUGGACGGGUCUCGCUGGUCAACAGGAUACCACGUUUGGACCUGGCAAUUCACCAAGCUGAUGGCCAUUAUCACGACCGAGGCGUUUGCGGCCAAAUCACCUACUUACUCAAAGAUCAUGGAGCUUGACAAGCGUGUGCGGGACUUCCCCGACCCGCCUUGUCUCACCGAACCUGCUCAGCCUGCAACCGUCGCCGGCCAGAACGAUCAAGUGACGCGGACGAUGCAAGUUAUGGGAGUUACGUUGAUGAAGGAAAUGACCCAUAUGAACCUUCAUCGGCCGUACCUCUCGCAGGCGCUCAAGGAUGCGCCUGAAGACCCGCUGCGGCACAAGUACGGGGCGUCGGUGAUGGUGAUCUACCGCUCGGCAUGGAGGAUCAUCAAUGCGGUGGAGCAGGCAUACAAGGUCGCGCCGGGCUUGACGGCGCGCUUGAGUCUGCACUGGUCGAACACUCUCGCGUGCGCGAUAAUUCUAUCGCUCAUCAUCACCCGCGCGCCCACCUCGGCGCUCGCGACCUCGGCGCUCGCCGAACUCGACAAGCUUUGCGCCCUCUUCGAGGACGCCGCCAGCACGAGUCAAAUCGCGCUCAACAACAUUCACGUCCUCCGCAAGCUGCGUUCACAAUCGCACGCCGCGAUCAACAACCUCUCGCCCGAGGACGCGGCGAAGGUGAACGCGGAGCUCGACCGGCUCGGGGGGAAGACACAAUUGAUCCAGACGAUCGGUGAGCGCAUCGCAACGUGCGCGCACUCGUUCCGCGGCCAGAACGCAUUGUACGCAACCAUGGUCCUCGAUCCGGAGAAGGCCAUGUUCCUCCCGUCCGUCUUCGAGGCCGGCUCGAACCCGAACGGCGUCCUCCAGACUGUCGUCGCGCAGGAGCCCCCGCCGCCCGCGGAGGACCACUUGUCGGCGCAGACCCAGGCGUUUGCUCCGGGGUCGGCGGCAGACUUCAACUUUGCGUUCAUGGACGCGUCGAUGGGCGCGGGGAUGGGCGCUACGGGCACGGGGGCGACCGCGGGGACGGGGGACUUUGACUGGAUCAAUGGGUUCCUGAACAGCGCCGCGGGGGCGGCGAACGACUCUUUGCCCAAUGCGGCAGAGGUGGAUGCGAACUGGCAGUCGCUCGUCGACGGGCUUGGGCUGUGA
Molecule: messenger RNA, 2205 nt
Organism: Epithele typhae
Lineage: Eukaryota; Fungi; Basidiomycota; Agaricomycetes; Polyporales; Epitheliaceae
Exons: 14
Coding region: 1-2205 (734 amino acids)
Biological process (GO): DNA-templated transcription
Molecular function (GO): zinc ion binding; DNA binding
Source: RefSeq, a predicted model, not a curated record